CUUGAGCUCUCAGUCAUUCAGACACACACGGUCACAUUCGCACAGGAGGUAUUGCUCACCAGAGCUCACACACAGAGGAGACAGCAGCAAGAGAUCAGGUGACAAAAGAAGGAGCUGUUAAGCACAAAAACAAAAGGAGAGAAAGAAAAACGAGACAGAGAAGAUGACAAUUGGAAAGAACUCCAGGAAAAGUUCUGUGAGGAGCUCCAUCCGGGCCCCAAAGUUUCUGGACAAAUCUAGCGGCUUCUACGGUCGCCUUGAUGAACCUGAGGUCGCUGGAGAAGGAGAGGAGGUGAGAGGGAAAGAAGGAGAGGAGAGGUGGAGCGGGACGGAGAACAGCAACAGAGAGGGGGGAGUCACGAGCAGCCCGACCCAAAGCGUGGUGCACAGGGAUGAACGAGAAGAGGCGUUCGACCUCAAUGAAGGCAUGAUAGAAGACGACGGCGAGACUCUCCUCCAGAGGAAACCCAGUCGCCUCAGCAGCAGGUGGAGAAGAAGCUCCAGGAGGAAGCAGAAGGAGGGGAGAGCAGAGGAGGACGCAGCCAGGGAUGAGAGGCCCAGCCUGGGCACAGAGAGUCCGGUCAUCCCACGCGCCCUGGAGGACACCCGGGUGAUGAUCGAAGAAAAGAUGGAGAAGGUGAAGAAGACUGAGGAAGAGAAUGAGAAGGCAGGAAAAGGGAAGGAGCCAACGCUUGUUCACUUCCAGGUUCGGGAGGAAGCGGACGACCAGGUCCUCAUCAGGGACAAGAAGAGGGGGAGAGAAGAGGAGGGAGAGGAGGAGAGGAGGAUGAGGAGGGAGCAAGAGGAGGGGAUGAAAGUGGUGAAGAGGAACACGGUGAAGAAUUACCGCAAGGCCUUGGACCGAGCCUUUCGUCGCGGCUGGGAGGCCUUUAUCACCAACCUCUACAGCGUCACGCUCACACCUGUGACAUCAUCCUCCCCAUCGUCUUCUUCACCUUCGAUGAAGAAGAAACAGCAACACCAACGUGCCUUGGCAGAGUUUCGGUAGAAGUGGGGAACGACAUGGACGAUAAAAUCUAAUAUUUAGUUUGUUCGAAUCAUGAUUAUGCACUGUGUUGUGAUGGACAAUCCUGCCUCUAUAACAUUUAUCAAACCAUCAGUGGGGACUUUUAGAGUCACAUAAUGCGUUUGAAUAAUGCAGUAGAAACAAUCAGUUAUGUAAGUUACUGAGUCUUAAUUACUCAUAAAGUUUACUGUCUUGUCUUAUCAUGGUGCACAGUGGUUUGUGCACAGACUGCAGGGCUUCAGUUUCACUUUAUGAAUUGUGGGAGCCACGCUGUUGAUUUUACAUUGAAGUCUAUGAGACUAGCUUGAAAGGAAAAGCCCAGUCUUUAUGUGACUGAGUUCAACUGCUUCUGUUCUCAUUUCAGAUUAACAUUUUAGCUCCUUGCAUCCGGCCCCCUAUUUAGAGCUUGGAGCACAAAUUAAUCUUUGCUUCCUUUGGUUUAGCACUAUGAAACUAUUAGGGUUGAUGUGCAGCCAAAAGGAAUGGAAAUUUUCAACCAUGCAGCGAUGACUGAUUAGUGGACAUUAGUUGUGGAGAUAUUCACAUUUCUGCAUGUUAAUCAGUGCCAUUUAUUGCUUUCUGAGAGCUAAUGAGUAAUGAGAGGGGGGCAAACACGCAGCUAAUCAGUAUUUAGACAUUAUGAUAGUGAUUACACAUAUUUGUAUGUUAAUAUGUGAGAAAAAUUGCAGGUUUUUACCAAU
Messenger RNA from Centropristis striata (black sea bass), 1728 nucleotides. RefSeq lists its product as uncharacterized. The transcript is spliced from 3 exons. The coding region runs from base 164 to 1009 and encodes 281 amino acids. The record is from RefSeq and is a predicted model, not a curated record. NCBI's taxonomy places the organism in Eukaryota, Metazoa, Chordata, Actinopteri, Perciformes, Serranidae.